AUGUCAGCCGCAGCGAGCCAAAACACUGAUGAUGUCGGCUAUACCUUCUCCCACGGUAGCCGCAUCACUCACGGCUCAGGCGCAAACAUCAAGAAGCCCUUCGAUGAUAUCGACCUCACAAUGCACGAACUCUCACCUUCCAACGAGCGUGGUUUUCGCGGGCAGCUAGGAUUCAUCGAAUUCACGACAGACUACAGGCUACCUCGACAUAUCCACAUGUCAUCAGACCAGACGCGUCUUGUGGACGAACGUAUUAUGGUUCUAAACGGCGUAGCACCGCUGGAGAUAGCGGGGGAGUACUAUGCUGUAGCACCAGGAAGUCUUGUCGACACGGUUGGAGGCGUUCCGCAUACCUUCACAGCUUGCCCUGCUGGGGUGAAAUUGCCCGAUGGUACUGUCAGCAAUGGCAAGUUCACAAUGGUGUACGAGUAUGAGGAGCCCACGAGAUUCUUUCCUACUGUUUCGACCAAGGUUGUUAAAGAUGUGUCUGAGUACAAGGCAUGGGAGGGAGACCUGGAUGUCAUCAAGUUGCCGAAAAUGAACACUGAUCAGGUGGUAGCAAAAGCGCAUGUAAUUUUCGACAGACUGAAAUGCAAACUGAGUCUUGCUUGA
This is a messenger RNA of Cercospora beticola, 612 nucleotides long. RefSeq lists its product as uncharacterized. NCBI's taxonomy places the organism in Eukaryota, Fungi, Ascomycota, Dothideomycetes, Mycosphaerellales, Mycosphaerellaceae. The record is from RefSeq and is a predicted model, not a curated record.